Molecule: messenger RNA, 912 nt
Organism: Trichomycterus rosablanca
Lineage: Eukaryota; Metazoa; Chordata; Actinopteri; Siluriformes; Trichomycteridae
Product: denticleless protein homolog
Exons: 9
Biological process (GO): proteasome-mediated ubiquitin-dependent protein catabolic process; mitotic G2 DNA damage checkpoint signaling
Cellular component (GO): nucleus
Molecular function (GO): protein binding; protein-macromolecule adaptor activity
Source: RefSeq, a predicted model, not a curated record
GCGGUGAUCAGUUUCGCGGGAAGCUCGGAGCCGAAGUUUCUCCCUCAGGACUCUAAAUUAAAUAGAUUUUAUCCUGAAAUCUUAGCGCUUCUACACUCAGGAUGCUUUUUCAGUGUGUAGUAGAUCGCGGGGCGAGUAAAAGAAGACGGAACGAUCAGCGUAGAGAGCUUCCGAUAUCAUCCCUGCUGAAAUGUUUCCACUGUGUUCGUUCUGAUGAGCACACAUCGUACGGAGACUCCGGUGUGGCUGUCCCUCCGUUCGGAUGCACCUUCUCCACAGCUCCAGGACAGGGCGGCACUCUGGCUGUAGCGAAUGAGGAAGGAAUCAUCAGCCUCUACACGACUACAGAGAGACGCAGCGCUGUACUGAAGGAAUGGAUGGCUCAUGAUAACGCAGUGUUCGACAUCUCGUGGGUUCCUGGAGCGAACAGCUUGGUGACGGCGUCGGGUGAUCAGACGGCUCGUAUGUGGGACGUCGUUACCGGGGAGCUCCUGGGAACCUUCAAGGGCCAUCAGUGCAGCCUGAAGACCGUGGCCUUCCCUAAACACGAGAAAGCGGUGUUCUGCACCGGCGGCAGGGACGGGAACAUCAUGGUGUGGGACACGCGGUGUAGUAAGAAAGGUGGUUUCUACAGGCAGAUGAAGCAGAUCAGUGGAGCUCACAUGAAGACGGAGAGAAGCACGCCGCAGACGAAGAAGAAGCGGGCCAUGCCCAGAGGAAUGCCUCCGUCUGUGGACUCCCAGAGAGGUGUGACAGUGGUUCUUUUCAGGGAUGAAAACACGCUCGUGUCGUCAGGAGCGGUAGACGGAGCGAUAAAGAUGUGGGAUUUACGGAAGAGUUACACAGCGUACCAUCAGAACCCCACCCCGCUGCAGACCUAUCAAUACCCAGGAUCCUCCACUCGCAAACUAG